This is a messenger RNA of Sphenostylis stenocarpa, 1161 nucleotides long. The record is from the annotation of a GenBank genome assembly. Lineage: Eukaryota; Viridiplantae; Streptophyta; Magnoliopsida; Fabales; Fabaceae.
AUGCCGGAAGGUGAUGUAUCAAUGGCGGAGGAGAGUAAUAAUGGAUCGGGACUUGAUUACAUAAUGAGUUUAGAAGAUGUGCCAUCAAAGCUCCCUCCACACCUCGAACUUUUCAAAACACGUGUCCUUUGCAACAACGAUGCUCCUGUGCAUACAGAGACUAUACAAUAUUCUGGUGCUUAUGCGACUUUGGGAGUUGAUAAUAGUGUGCGGUUAGAUAAUUUCUGUGAAAACUUCAAAGUUGAAGUGAAGCGGCUUACUGAUAGUGACAUGGAGUUUGAUUUAAUUGGUAUUGAUCCAGCAAUUGCCAAUGCAUUUCGAAGAAUUCUUAUAUCAGAGGUGCCAACAAUGGCUAUUGAAAGAGUAUAUAUUGCAAACAAUACAUCAGUUGUACAAGAUGAAGUUCUUUCCCAUAGAUUGGGUCUCGUUCCAAUUCGUGCUGAUCCCAGGCUUUUUGAAUAUCCAGAAAAUGCGGGAGAUGACAAGAAUGAAAAAAACACAAUUGUCUUCAAGCUACAUGCUCGUUGUAGAGUGGGUCAACCUCGUAUCACUGUGAAAUCGGAUAAACUGAAGUGGCUACCUAAUGGAAGUGAGCUUCCCUGUGAAGAUGUAAGAUCAAAUGCAGGUUCAAAACCAAAAACGUUUACUUCUUUUACUUGCAGCCAGGAUUCGCUUCCAGAAUUUUCCGGCAAUUCAAUUAGUGUUACGUAUCCAGAUAUCAUAUUAGCUAAACUUGGACCUGGUCAGGAAAUUGAACUUGAAGCACAUGCAGUUAAAGGCAUUGGUAGGACACAUGCAAAAUGGUCCCCGGUUGCCACUGCUUGGUAUCGGAUGCUUCCGGAGGUUGUUCUCUUGGAAGAUGUUGUGGAUGAGGUUGCUGACGAAUUAAAAAAUAAGUGUCCAGCUAAUGUGUUUGAUAUUGAAGAUUUUGGAAAAGGUAAUAGGAGGGCAACAGUAGCCAGACCACGGGAUUGCACUUUGUGUAGGGAAUGCAUCAGAGGGGGCAAAGAAUGGGAAGAUCGUGUAUCAUUACGUCGCGUUAAGCAUCAUUGCAUUUUUACUAUUGAAUCAACAGGAGCAUUACCCCCUGAAGUGUUAUUUACUGAAGCUGUAAAGAUUUUGGAAGAUAAAUGUGAACGUGUGAUUACUGAGCUUUCUUGA